CCGGCGGCGUAGUGGUUAGCAAGUCUUCAAGCAGGAAAAAGCGCCAACUUGUGUAGCGCUGCAUUAAGAGUCAAACACCCAUGUUAAGGAAGAAGAGGACAAAUGUGUUCAACUGGGGUAAUAUAUUAUACAUAAGAAUGGAGAGACUCGCUUAGUGGGGCUCGCUGUUGCACCUGAGUAGAAGACGAACGCUGGGAAUCCGGGGGAGAAGAUGCCAGGCCUGCAGGGAGAGAAUGUCGUGGCCACGCAGGGGAGCCCCACGAAGAGGAGUAAACUCUCCCUGAAGUUUUUUCACAAGAAGGAAACCAAACGGGCUCUGGAUUUCUCUGAAACUCAGACAGAAGAGCCCAAACUCACAGAAUCAGAAGAACUUGAGGGAAGCUGUGAACAGGUGGUGUACGGUCCACUUCCAGCUUCACCAGGCAAUCAUCUGCCACGUGAGAAGAAGGAGAACUUGUUGCCCUUUGUGGGGCUCAAUAACCUCGGUAACACUUGCUAUUUGAACAGUGUGUUACAGGUUCUCCAUUACUGCCCGGGCUUCAGAGAGGGUAUAAAGACGCUCUACGAUCUGUCCAAAUGUCAGGAGAAGCCCAAGGAAGAGGCAGACGAAAAAGAAAAGUCAUCAGACUGUUCUUCCGAGACUCUGCCGGCUCCUGUUGAGCUCCUCGGAAGCCUCAACAGUUUGAUAACGUCCAUAGAGGAGCUGCAGUCCAGCUUCCUGCUCAGCUCUGAGAGCUGCCCCGAAGGAGAGCUGGCCACGCCCCCCCGUACAGUUCUGCAUACCCUCAGGCGGCUGAACCCCAUGUACGAAGGCCAUCUCCAGCACGAUGCUCAAGAGGUUCUGCAAUGCAUUUUGGGAUAUAUCCAGGAGGCCUGUGACACCAUCAGGAAGGAGCGCGGGGAAGAAACAGAUCUCGGUAAAGUGAAGACGGAGAACGACAUCCAUUCGAUUCCGAGCUGCUCGGACACACAAUCCACACCGAACACUGACGAGGACGGCCAAGUCACCGGCAAGAGGAAGAGCGACACCGAGGUGGGAAACGUCAAGAAGAAGCCGAAAUCCGGCAAAUCGAAGAAAGCAGAAACCGCAGAGGAAAACGACACAAGCAAACCCUUCACUCGCUCCAAGAGAAAGUCCUCCAGUGACGCGACGUUCCCUCAGAACAAAAACGGAGCGGAGCUCAAAGAUGGGGGGAACGAAGAAGAGGAGAGGGAGGAAAAAGAGCCUAAAGACACGGAUGGGAAGCGGAAGAAGAGAGCCAAGCUGAGCUGGCUGAAAGCGUCUGGGAAGCAGCCGAGCAUUUUCUCCAAGUUCUGCAGCGUGGGAAAGAUCAGCUCCACAUUUGGAAAGAACAACAAAACAGAGCCGGAGGACCAACGGAGGGACGAGGAAAAUGACGACAAAGGACGAGAUGGAUCUCCAUUGUCUGAAAACGAGAAGACGGAGAAACAUAAAGGGAGUCUGGGCCUGAUGGAGCAGCUGUUCCAGGGCCAGCUGGUUCUGAGGACCCGUUGUCUGGAAUGUGAGAGCUUCACGGAGCGAAGAGAAGACUUCCACGAUAUCAGCGUCCCGGUGCUGGAUGACCAGGCCAGCAGCCCGGACGACUUCUCUGAGGUCUCUCCAGAUCCUAAACCCGAGCUGAGGACUCUGAAAUGGGCCAUCGCUCAGUUUGCCUCAGUGGAGCGCAUCGUUGGAGAGGACAAAUACUUCUGUGAGACCUGCCAUCACUACACAGAAGCAGAGAGAAGUCUUCUGUUCGACAAAACUCCUGAAGUCAUCACGAUUCAUCUGAAGCGCUUCUCUGCCAACGGCUUAGAGUUGGAUCCGUAUGCGGGCCUCUCUAAAGUCAACACUCCCCUCCACACACCUUUGACCUUGUCUCUGGAGGAGUGGAGCACUAAACCCUCCUCCGCUAAAGGCCUGCACUACCAGCUCUUCGCUGUGAUCAUGCACAGCGGCGUCACCAUCAGCAGCGGCCACUACACCUCCUACGUCCGCAUGUCCAGCCUGAAAGACCAGAAGCUCUGGCUGCACGACGCAAAAGAAACGGACCUGAAAAAAGAGAGGAAAGACGGUGCGGCGGACUACGACGACGGCGAGGUGUCUUUUAGUCAGAAGAGGCGCGCCAGUUUGGGUGCCUCUAAAUCAGCCAGCAAAAAGCUUUCGGAGGGUGUUGGACUCCUGGGAGGACAGAGGAGUUUGCCAAAUUGUGAACUUGAAAACGGCAGCAAACGCUCGGAGAAGGCCGGCGGCAGCUCAGCGCCAGAGGGAUCCAGACGGAGGAGGAGCACAAACAGCGCCAAGCACAAUGCCGCCACCGGACUGAAAAAAGAGCCAGAGGCCGCAGAGGAGGCAGCACCGACUUCCUCUGCAUCCGCAGAGCAGCGACCUUUAGCUGACCUUCUGAAAUACGAGGGCAAAUGGCUCCUGUUCGACGACUCGGAGGUGUGUUUAUUGGAGGAGGAGGACUUCCUGCGAGCGUGCUCUCCGGAAACCUGCUCGUCAUCCACACCCUACCUGCUGUUUUAUAAAAAGAUCCCCGAAGACCAACUCUAGGAUUCCUCAAAGCCCACCCAGAUUUUAAAUGUGUAUUUUUGUAGUUCCUGUAGUGCCAAAAAACUUUUUUUCCCCUUUGAUCAUUCUUCAAAGAAGGUGACUUUUUGACCUGCAAAUGCUGGUUUUGUUUUUACUGUCUGCACAGGAAGCAGUAGAUUUGAUUGACCUUAUUCUCUCACCUCUUGUUGUUUUUUGGGAAACAAAGCACUUUAAAGGGGUCCGAAAUAAAUUUUUAAUGAUGACAGAAAUUCUUUUGUUAGAAUUUUCUUCUGCACCUUUUUCCAGCAAAACAAGAAUUUUGUUUAUAGGGUUUUUGUAACAAACACUUCUUAAAUAAAUACUGUUUCUAUUAUAAUUAUACACCAAAUAUUCCUUAAAUAUCUACAGUUGAUCUGAAACUUCAACUACAAUAUAAGGGUGUAGCUAUAGACACACAGCCACAGAUAUUGAAGGAGUAUUUGUUGUGUGCAGUGAUCAGAUAACCUGAAAUGACCUGUAUGACAGUGUGAAAGCUAACUUUUCUCUGAAAAUCAGAUUUUUUUAAAACUAAAUUAUGUUCUCAAAUCUUAAUGCAGACGUACAACUUGAGCAGGUUUGUGAUGAGGCCAGUAAAAAUGAUACAAUUUUAUUGUUUGUAACAAUCAUUCAUCUACAAAAACUUGUUGAUUUUUUGUGUAAUUGUUUUUUGUUCCAGAAGAUUCUCUACUAGACGCAGCUCUAUACUGAAAGCGGGCUGUUUUUGUCCCAACCUGAUGUAAUAGUUGUUUACCAACAGCAACAGUUUGUUUGUGUUUACAUUUUACUUCGUUGUAAGACUUUUCUGAUGUGAAAUCAGCUUAUAAACGUGUUUUAUAAAGUGUAAUUUUCCUAUUA
This is a messenger RNA of Oryzias melastigma (Indian medaka), 3430 nucleotides long. It is a transcript of the gene usp1, whose product is annotated as ubiquitin specific peptidase 1. Lineage: Eukaryota; Metazoa; Chordata; Actinopteri; Beloniformes; Adrianichthyidae. The coding region runs from base 212 to 2557 and encodes 781 amino acids. Gene Ontology annotation, molecular function: cysteine-type endopeptidase activity; cysteine-type deubiquitinase activity. Gene Ontology annotation, biological process: protein deubiquitination; regulation of DNA repair. The transcript is spliced from 9 exons. Gene Ontology annotation, cellular component: cytosol; nucleus. The record is from RefSeq and is a predicted model, not a curated record.